AUGGCACUCAUCGUCAAAAGCCACCUCCUGGUUUUACUAUUCCUUCCAGCUCUCAUCAACUUCACCUUCACCCAGGCCGCACAGUUUGAGGUCACAAACAGUUGCCCCUACACGGUGUGGGCAGCUGGUUCCGCCUUCCCGCUAGGAGGAGGCCAACCGCUGGAUCCCGGCCGAUCGACCGUCUUAAGCGUGGCAACAUCAGGACCCCUCCGUGCUCGCAUAUGGGGCCAAACCAAGUGCAUCUUUUACUGGUGGGGACGUGGGCACUGCGAGACCGGUGAUUGUGGAGGCCAGCUCUCUUGCGAACCGUCGGCCACCGUGGCGGAGUUCUUCCUUAACUGGAAGAAUAAUGACUACUAUGCUAUCUCAGUGAUAAGUGGCUUCAAUGUUCCGAUGAAGCUCACUCCAACCUUUGAAUGCCGUGGCCUCCGAUGCGACGACAAUAAGUGCCCUGAUGCUUAUCUUUAUCCACAGGACAAUACUAAAUCUCACACUUGCCCAUCAGGAACCAACUAUAGGGUCGUCUUUUGCCCUCAAGAUUAG
Neltuma alba is the source of this 543-nucleotide messenger RNA. Its product is annotated as thaumatin-like protein. The coding region runs from base 1 to 543 and encodes 180 amino acids. NCBI's taxonomy places the organism in Eukaryota, Viridiplantae, Streptophyta, Magnoliopsida, Fabales, Fabaceae. The record is from RefSeq and is a predicted model, not a curated record. The transcript has a single exon.